Messenger RNA from Aphidius gifuensis, 410 nucleotides. RefSeq lists its product as uncharacterized. The transcript is spliced from 4 exons. Bases 57 to 401 code for a protein of 114 amino acids. Lineage: Eukaryota; Metazoa; Arthropoda; Insecta; Hymenoptera; Braconidae. The record is from RefSeq and is a predicted model, not a curated record.
GCAUCCUUGCCUGAAACCUUAUCCUUAAAUUCAAUCCUUUCGUUUAACCUCUAAUCAUGGUUCCACGUCCAAGUAUCAUCAUGCAUGAAUAUCGCAACAUUUUAGUAAAUGAAAGAAAUUCGGUAGAGAGAAAAAUUACAAGGAGAAGGAAUAAGAAGACUGAGCUGCUGAAGAGGAAUCUUGAUACGGGGCUGGACAGAUCGCUUGGGAGGAGACUGGAGAUCACUGCUGAACUUAUAGAGCUCCAAAUAAUCAGCGAUCAGUUGGACAUGGAUAUCAGGGAUACCACUAGAGUGAUUGAAAGGAUGUUGGAAAGAGAGACUGGUGUUGCCCGGGUCCUGCCAGAUAUUCCAUGCCCUCUGGAUGACCCCAUCCAUGAUUCCGAUGGUGAGGGACCAUAGGAUGGAGCA